Yarrowia lipolytica CLIB122 is the source of this 618-nucleotide messenger RNA. RefSeq lists its product as uncharacterized. Lineage: Eukaryota; Fungi; Ascomycota; Dipodascomycetes; Dipodascales. Gene Ontology annotation, cellular component: transcription factor TFIID complex. Gene Ontology annotation, molecular function: protein heterodimerization activity. The record is from RefSeq and is a predicted model, not a curated record.
AUGUCAGACUUUUACUUUGCUCUGGCCCGCAUAUCAGUGGCGCAACUGCUUCGAGUGGCCGGUAUCGAACGAUGCCCGCCUUCGGUGCUGGACACAAUCACAGACCUGUACAUUCGGCAUCUCGAUCUGCUGGCGACGGAGACGAUGAAUCUGGCGCAUCACGGAGGCCGAUUUGACGCCAUCAUCACAGACGUGGCACAAGCCAUGGCAAACACACAUGUCAUCAAACCAGUGGUGCUACUCGACCCCUACGAUACCGAUCCUCAGGGCGACCAGGGCAUGCAGGACUUUGUCAAGUGGGCCAAGGGACCUGGACCAGCAGAGGCCCGGAGAAUCAGCAGAGUAGCAAACAACACUGGCCAAGCUACACAGCCAGCAGCAGCAAUGGCGCCGUCCACGUACGGCAUCACGGCGAAAAAACAAGAGGACGCCGCCCCCCAGGAAGAGGUGGAGUGGCUGCAGGGACUCAUCAACAAACAGACCAAGAUGGUGGGUCCAGCGCGUUUCAAAGAUACCGUGCUAGGACCGUCAUUCGAAGACAAGCUGGACCUGAAGAUUGCAGGAGGACCCAGUAUGGAGGAGUUUUUCGAAUCGAGACAGGAGACGACCAAGUCGUGA